GUUGCUCCACCACUUCUGCUUUCCUACAGUUCAGUAUCAUUUUGUCGGCUGUGAAGGAAAUUUGUAGCGCCGCGCGCAGUGCAUUUUUUUCUGUAACAACAACAACAACACAGCUGAGCGCGCCAACAACAACAACAGCAGCAACAGCAACAACGACAGCCACAACAAAGAAGAAGAUCCAACUACAGCAACAACUACAAAGAACAACAACUUCCCCCACCCAAAAACAGAAUAUAUACGAACUAUUUGAUACUAACGCGUAAGAGAGGGAUAUAUAUAUAUAUAUAUAUAUGACAUAACUGUUUCUGCUGUGGCUGCAAAACGAGAAAAUAAAGGAGCAAGUUGAAGAAGAAGCAGCAGAUACUAGAGCAACAAUUACAAAGAAAGUUGCGAGAGCGCCAAAUUGUCUACGAGAGCGUCGUUGCUCUCGCCAGACACACACACCAACAAACAACAACAAGAAGAAGACACAAACGGAAAGAGAGAGAGAGCGUAGUAACAUACAUAAACUGACUCCAUACACACACACACACACUCACACACAGCAAUACUCUCUCGUCGAGCAGAACAGCAGCUGGCAGCUGAGAGCGCUGAGCGCCAAUUGAAAAAAAAAAACGAUACGAGAGAAGCACAUCGAUCUUCGAUCACUUGCAACAACUUGCAUGCGAACUGAAAGCAAGUGACCGAGAUAGAAAGAGAGAGAGAGAGCAGUUUAGACUACGCCUUCGAUAACAGACAUUGCUGAUAUUAUCGAUAAAUAAUCUUCCGUUACCUUCAAAACACGUAAGGUGCACACGUUGAGAGUAUUUUUUUUUGGGUGUCCAACAACAACAAAAAAAUUACUCGUGCACAUACACACUCUCAGGAUAUGUACGGCAACAAUAAUCCGGGUAGUAACAAUAAUAACGGUGGUUAUCCUCCAUACGGUUACAACAAGUCGAGACAUCAUUUCUUCCCACAGCGAAGCAGCAUUAUCAAGCGAUCUCAACAGCGAAAUCGAGAGACAGAAACGUUUAGUUAGUAUGUAGUGAGGUUAUAUUUUAUGGUUAUUUUUUUUUUGAGUUAAGUUUUGCGUUUUGGUUUCGAAACAAGACCUUAAAUCUGGUGUGAUAUAUCAACUCACUCUGUGACGCAACAACAAAAUGUUCCUUAAACGAAGACGCCGGCAACGCCUCGGUGGGCGUGUAUUUGGCAUGUCGCAUUCACUGCCUUCAGGAAUGUCACGUUAUGCGUUCUCACCACAGGACACAGAAUUUACAUUUCCAAGUUCCUCGUCCCGUCGCGGUUACGCCGAUUUUCCGGGCGGCAAUGGCGGCAGCGCCAAUUCGCUGGGCGGCAACAUUUGCAAUAUGCCAAUGGCCAGCAACAAUUCGCUGAACAAUCUGUGCGGUCUAUCGAUAGGCAGCGGUGGCAGCGAUGAUCUGAUGAACGAUCAACGCUCCAGCAAUACCAAUUUGAUAGUCAACUAUUUGCCGCAAGAUAUGACUGAUCGCGAGCUGUAUGCGCUAUUCAGAGCCAUUGGACCCAUCAACACGUGCAGAAUCAUGAGAGAUUAUAAGACUGGCUACAGUUUUGGUUAUGCUUUCGUGGAUUUCACAUCGGAAAUGGACUCGCAGCGUGCUAUCAAAGUGCUCAAUGGCAUCACAGUGCGUAACAAGCGCCUCAAGGUUUCUUAUGCGCGUCCUGGCGGUGAAUCGAUCAAGGAUACCAAUCUGUAUGUGACCAAUCUGCCGCGCACGAUAACCGACGAUCAGCUGGACACAAUUUUUGGCAAAUACGGUUCCAUUGUGCAGAAGAACAUAUUGCGCGACAAGCUAACCGGUCGUCCACGGGGCGUGGCAUUUGUACGCUACAACAAACGCGAGGAGGCACAGGAGGCGAUCUCGGCACUGAACAACGUUAUACCCGAGGGAGGAUCACAGCCGUUGUCGGUGCGUUUGGCCGAGGAGCAUGGCAAGGCAAAGGCGGCGCAUUUCAUGUCCCAAAUGGGCAUGGGACCACCGCAGGCGCCUCCCCCACCACCCCCGCCACCAGCGCACAUGGCGGCUGGCUUCAAUAAUAUGGUUCACAGAGACGGAGCAAUGGAAAAAAUACGCUCAUUAUUCGAUGCUAUUUGCGAUGCUAUCUUUGGUCUCGAUAGUGACAACUUUGCCGAUUUGCUUGAUGGACUGUACCGCAGGAAGUACCAUUAUCCUUACUUAUAAUUGACGCCGCAGCAGCAGCAGCAACUGCAACUCUAUCAGCAGGCGUGCGGCUUCAAUUCCAACAUCAACAGCAUCAUCAACAACAGCAACAACAACAGCAGCAGCAGCAACCACAAUCUGAAUCACAGCAACAAUCACAAUUUGAACAAUAAUCUAAGCAGCAGCAGUGGCAACAUCAAUCUAAACACCAGCAACAGCAACAAUAUGUUGCAAUAUCAUUCACAUUACCAGCAACAGCAACAGCAACAUGAAUCGCCACAUCAUAAUUUUAACUUUAGCAACAAUAAUAAUCAUCAUAAUAAUAACAAUAAUAAUCACAACAGCAACAAUGGUCAGCUGCCACGCCUGAGCAAUGCUGCCGCUGCGCACAGUAGCAACAAUCACUAUCAUCACAACAGCAACAGCAACAUUGCUGCGCAUAACAACAGCAACAUCAGCAACAGCAAUGGGCAACAACGUCAGCAGCAACACAAUCAGCCGCUUGGCAACAACUACAAUCAACAGCAGCAGCAACAACAACAACAACAGUUGCUGUCACGCCAGCAGCAGCAACAGCAACAUAAUCAGCUAAUCAACAGUUUGCAAAGUUUGAGCCUGUCACCGCACAGCAAUGGCAACAACAGCAACCACAUCAGCAACAAUCUGAGCAAUUGUCUCAGCAUGUCAACGCAGCAGCAACCAUUGCAUGACUUCAACAACUACAACAUGGAUCAGCAGCAACAACAACAGAAGCUGCAUAAGCUGCUCGGCAACGGCAACAGUUUUCAUCAAGCAACCGCAACUGUCACAUCAGCAACAUCAGCAGCAGCAACAGCAACAACAACAGCAGCAGCAGAUGCGCCAUCAACAUCAGCAGCAGCUGCAAAAGCGAAUGCGAAUGCAAAUGGCGCCUUUUUGUGGCCGACAUAACCUUAAAAACUGUCAAUAGACUACAACUAUAACGAUAACGAUAACCGAUAACUGAUAACUACAACUACAUACAUAUAGAGAGAUGUGUACACAAAACUCAUCCAUAUACAUUUAUCAACUUUUUUUUUUAUUAGCUACAUUUAUGUUCUCAACGAAUACCAAUCAAACAUAAGUUUUUUUUUUCGGAUCACUUUUUUUUUCGUUUAAUUCUAAAUGUUCCUCAUUUAUUUUAUGUUUGUAUUUUUUUUGUGCUUUUUUUUGGGAGGAAUCUUUAUGUAAUAGUAAAUUAGCAUUAGUUCCAAACACACACACACACACACAGACAUGUAUUGGCUAUAUCAAAGUGAAUUGAACAGAGAGAUAUAUAUACAUAUAUAGAAAGAAAGAAAGAGAGAGAAUACUAUAUCGAUAUGGAAAUGUGAGGUAUAUCCACUAAUUAAUUUUUUUUUUGCUUAACUUUAGGCAAUCGACUUUUUUUUCACAUACAAUUAUUUAUAUAUAAUCUACAUAUAUAUAUAUUACAUCUAAAACUAAAAAAUAUAUAUGUAUAAGGCAUAAGAUUUGUUUUUUUUUUUAUUAUAUUAUAAUAUAUCGAUUGAUUCUGUAUCUGUGUAUCUAAAAACCGACUUACUGAGGAACUAUGCAUAUAUCCAAUUAUCUAUCUAUAUAUAUAUAUAUGUGUAUUUAUAGCUGAAGAUCUGUUUAUUUUUUUUUUUUUCAUAAUUUAUAAAUGAAUUUUUUUUCGUAUAUAUAAACAUUAUAAUACAAAUAACGUUAGCAUGCUCAAGUUCAGGCUGUUCUUACCAACUACAUAUAUAAAGAGAGAGACAUGAGAUGAAAGCGAAGGAUGGAAGAAGUGAAUGUGUAAGAGAAGAAGAGUAGGAAGUACGAGAGAGAGGGAGGAGGAGAAGGGUUUGGGCAGCACUGCCCGUUGCAGCCCGCCCCACAGAAAAAGGGGGCGGGCAGCUCAAAUGUGCAGCUUAUUUGGGGGGUGGCAACCCUUCCCCCCCGUAACCUGUUGUUCAACCAGACAAAAUUACAAGAAAAUAUCUAAUUUUUUUUUUUGCAUAGUUUGUAAAAGAAUUUUUUUCAUAAUUAUAAACAAAAAAAACACAAAGAAAAAAACAACUUGAGCAUGUUAAACACACACAUUACAUUAAAAGAAAAGAAAAGAAAAGAAAAGAAAAAACAAGAGGAAAAUGGAAAAGUAAAUAAAAAGUAAAAAAAAAGCACGUGAUAAAAUGUAAAGAGGAAAAAAGCAAAACACACAGAACGAAAUGCAGAAUUAUAUUUUGAAAUUUUUAUUUUUCUAUGGGCGUGGCUAAAAAUAAUUGUAUUUUAUUUUCAUUUCAUUUGUCACAUUUUAAUUUGGUUUUUGUUUUGAUUUUCGAUUUUAAACAAAGUGCCACGUCCAAAAAAUCACAUAAAAGAUAACUGAGAACAGUUUUUAGCUGAGAAAUGCGAUAAUGACGAUAUUGAUGAUCUUCUUUCAAAUUUCUAUAAUACAAUUUUGAUUUUUAUAAUUUAUGAUUUUUGAUUUUUGGUAUGCAUUACGAAUAAACGAGCAACAAAAUGUGUAGAUCUUUUAUUUUGUAAACACACACACACACACACUCCCCAAAAGAACUCUCACAUACAAAAUUUUACUUUAUUUUUAAAUAAUGAUUUAACAAUUCGAGUGAGGAACAAACACACACACACACAAAUUUUGAAUCGAAACAUACAUUAUAUAAAUAAACAUUUCCCAAAACAACUUUAUUUCGAUUGGUUUUUUUUAUUUUUUUUUAAUCUACAUAAUAUAUAUUCAAUACUCUAAUUAAGUCUCUCUUAAGUGGAAAAACAGAAAAAUACAAGUUGGAUUGGCUUCGGACCCAUCGAAGAUUUAAUGCCCUUGCAGUUGAUCGUAAUGUAAUUCUUCCACUUGGAUACUAACGAAAGUUCAGGAAUAUAUAUAUACAUAUAUAGAGAAAUAUAUAAUCUAGUUAAGGCCUGCAAGGGAAUAAAAACAGGAAGGGAAGAGCCAAUUGAGUUUUGCGAAUGCAACAACGAAGCAGAAUCCAAACCCCAUUUAGGGGUAAAACUAGCAUUUAAGAGUUAAGAUGGACAAAAUAAAAAAGAAAAAAUUACAAAAAAAA
Molecule: messenger RNA, 5248 nt
Organism: Drosophila albomicans
Lineage: Eukaryota; Metazoa; Arthropoda; Insecta; Diptera; Drosophilidae
Product: protein sex-lethal
Exons: 10
Coding region: 1143-2204 (353 amino acids)
Biological process (GO): alternative mRNA splicing, via spliceosome; sex determination
Cellular component (GO): cytosol; ribonucleoprotein complex
Molecular function (GO): mRNA binding
Source: RefSeq, a predicted model, not a curated record